This is a messenger RNA of Heteronotia binoei (common prickly gecko), 1397 nucleotides long. RefSeq names its product family with sequence similarity 107 member A (gene FAM107A). Lineage: Eukaryota; Metazoa; Chordata; Lepidosauria; Squamata; Gekkonidae. Gene Ontology annotation, biological process: actin filament polymerization; regulation of actin cytoskeleton organization; actin filament bundle assembly. Gene Ontology annotation, cellular component: stress fiber; synapse; neuron projection. The record is from RefSeq and is a predicted model, not a curated record. Bases 265 to 771 code for a protein of 168 amino acids. The transcript has 4 exons.
AAUGGUUUUGUUAGAGCAGACCGUGACUGUCAGCAGGGGAGGGCAGCAGCUAUACAGCUACUCAAGGGUCAUGUGACUUGCUUAUUCUCCUUGCUUCUGAAAAGAUCUUGCAGAAGUGAAAGAGCUUUAGCUGUAAACUGCCAAAAAGUCAUGCACACUUAGAAACAUGCAGAGGUAACUGAAGGAGAGGGGGAGAGAGGCUGAAGUCAGCCUGAGCAAUCCGAGGAAGCUGACAAGGACCCAAAGGGCUUCUCGACACAGAGGAUGGAAGAGCAGGUGAGAGUCCCACCUGAGGCCACUGGACUGUACAGAGCAAUGCUAGUCAAAUCAGCAUCUAUGUAUUCUGAAAUACAGAGGGAACGGCCUGAACUGGGAAAUAUCAUGGCUCACCCAGAUUACAUUGAUGGGAGCCCUGAUCUUAUCAAACCUAAAAAGCUCCUCAAUCCUGUAAGAGCCUCGAAAAGCCACCAAGAACUUCACAGGGAGCUGCUUAUGAACCACAAAAGAGGACUGGGAGUUGAGAGCAAACCAGAACUGCAGCGAGUCCUAGAGCAUCGGCGACGAAACCAGCUGAUAAGGCAGAGGAAAGAAGAAGAAGAGGCAAAAAAACUGACGUCUCCCUUUGAACAAGAACUGAUGAAGAGGCAACAAAGGCUGGAUCAGCUGGAGAGAGAACAAGAGAAGCAAGAAGAAAAUGCACCAGAAUUUAUUAAGGUCAAGGAAAACCUGAGGAGGACAUCAACAUUAACUGGGGCAGAGAAGGUUGCGUAGCAUCAGUUGAGAUCUUCUGUUGGUUCGAAUACCUAAACACUGACAUCUCUGUAUAUGGUGGAUAUUCACAGUUAUGUCUUCGGGGCUACUUACUGUUUGUUAAUGCUUGUUCCAGUAGAAAUCCCCAACAUGGGCUUUUUUUGUAAUCACAAAAGAGUAUACAGCCAGAGUGUGGGUGUCUUAUGCAGGAGAUGUACUCAAAUGAGAAAAAGCAAAGGGAGUGGGCCCCAGGGGGCAUUGUAACCACAAUAUAUACUCUUCCUCUCAAGUAUUUGAACAACAUUAAAGCCCUGUCGACUCCUUAUUAAUCUUUGUCUAACCACCAAAAAGUGCUAUGCAGCCCUCUGAUGCUGUUACGAAACCUUGCACAUGUCUCCCCCCCACCAAAGCAACCAUGAGGACUAUAUACAUUCUUUUCAAAGCAAGUAUAUAGCAUGAGCUCAUAGCAGAGCAACUGUGGAGAGGGAGAUUUUACACACAGAGCUAUGGACAUCAUUAUGUGCAAGGAUUUCAAGAAGCUAAACAACUAAGCAUUUCUGCUGCUUGUAGUGAAAUCUAGAAGGCCAGUAGGCUAAUCUUUCUGUUAGAAUAGCUUGUUGUAAAAACUUGGGAGGAAAGCAGAAAAA